Molecule: messenger RNA, 2271 nt
Organism: Ipomoea triloba (trilobed morning glory)
Lineage: Eukaryota; Viridiplantae; Streptophyta; Magnoliopsida; Solanales; Convolvulaceae
Product: 9-cis-epoxycarotenoid dioxygenase NCED2, chloroplastic-like
Exons: 1
Coding region: 260-2020 (586 amino acids)
Biological process (GO): carotene catabolic process
Cellular component (GO): chloroplast stroma
Molecular function (GO): carotenoid dioxygenase activity
Source: RefSeq, a predicted model, not a curated record
AUUAUUGAUUCAUAAUUCAGUCUUUUAGUCUCGUUCACUCUCUAAAUACUUAAUCAGUGAUAAUAUCAACUGAUUCAGAUAUAAACUUUGUUAUUCUCUUUCACUCAACUUCAUUUUUCUCUUCCACUCUUCGAAAACACUUGAAUUGGUUGUUGAUUCUCGUAAUUGAAAUGUCAAACUUUUUACUCUUUAAACUUCUUGUUGAUUUAAUUGAAGUAUUGAGUUAAUAAUUGACUCAUAUAUCAAUUUGAUAAUCAAAAUGGCAUAUGCAACACCUUCCAAUUUCAAUCCAUGGGCUACUCAAAGGUUUUCUUCUUCUUUUUGUUCUUCACCGGUUGAUUUGGGCCUUCCCUUCAAGUCAAUCUCCAUGAAAAAGCCCACUAGGAGGGUCAAGAUUCACUGCGAAGCGGCUUCUUCCGUGCUUACUUUACCGGAACAGCCCUUGCCGGACGGGGAAUCUCCGCCGCCGUCGCAGCCCAAAUGGAAUCUCCUCCAGCGAGCGGCGGCGGCGGCGCUGGACGCGGCGGAGGGCGCGUUGGUCUCACGCGAGCUUCAACGACCGCUCCCGAAAACUUGGGACCCUGGCGUCCAAAUCGCCGGGAAUUUCGCGCCAGUUCCGGAACAGCCGGUACGGCACAACCUCCCCGUUGACGGCGCCGUCCCCGACUGCAUUAACGGCGUUUACGUCCGGAAUGGCGCCAACCCGCUCUUCCGGCCCAAGGCGGGCCACCACUUGUUCGACGGCGACGGCAUGGUCCACGCCGUCACAAUUAACGGCGGGUCCGUUAGUUACAGCUGCCGGUUCACGGAGACCGAGCGGCUGGUUCAAGAAAGAGGAUUGGGCCGGCCGGUUUUCCCCAAAGCCAUCGGCGAACUCCAUGGCCACUCCGGUUUAGCAAGACUACUUCUCUUCUACGCCCGCGGCCUCUUUGGGCUCGUCGAUCAUAGCCGCGGAACCGGUCUGGCUAACGCCGGUCUGGUCUAUUUUAACGGCAGACUGCUCGCAAUGUCCGAAGAUGAUCUCCCUUAUCACAUCCGAUUUAACCCUUCCGGCGACCUCGAAACCGUCGGGAGAUACGAUUUCAACGAUCAGCUCAAAGGCACGAUGAUAGCUCACCCCAAAGUCGACCCGGAAUCCGGGGACUUCUUCGCGUUGAGCUACGACGUCGUUCAGAAGCCUUACUUGAAAUACUUCAACGUUAAAAGCUCAGGGGAGAAAUCCCCGGACGUGGAAAUCCCACUUGACGUUCCGACGAUGAUUCACGACUUCGCGAUCACGGAAAAUUACGUCAUCAUCCCGGACCAGCAAGUGGUUUUCAAGCUCCAAGAAAUGAUCAGAGGCGGGUCCUCCGUGAUAUACGAGAAGAACAAGAAAUCCCGGUUCGGAAUCCUAAAAAAAACCGCUAAAAACUCGGAGGAUAUCAUCUGGGUGGAAUCGCCGGAAACUUUCUGUUUCCACCUCUGGAACGCGUGGGAAGAGGCGGAAACCGACGAAAUCGUGGUGAUCGGGUCGUGCAUGACACCGCCGGAUUCGAUUUUCAACGAAUGCGAGGAGAAUCUGAAGAGCAUUCUAUCGGAAAUCCGGCUAAAUCUGAAAACCGGGGAGUCGACGAAGAGGCCAAUUAUUACAGAGCAGGUGAACUUAGAAGCCGGAAUGGUGAACCGGAACCGGCUGGGCCGGAAAACCCGGUAUGCAUAUCUAGCGAUUGCGGAGCCAUGGCCUAAAGUUUGUGGUUUGGCUAAAGUGGACCUCUCAACCGGAGAAAUGAAGAAAUUUAUGUAUGGAGAUGGGAAAUAUGGAGGAGAGCCAUUUUUCCUGCCCAGGAAUUCGAAUUCAGAAAAGGAAGACGAUGGACACAUUCUGUCAUUUGUGCAUGAUGAGAAGACAUGGAAAUCUGAGCUGCAAAUUGUGAAUGCCAUUAACUUGAAGUUGUUGGCCACCGUCAAGCUUCCUUCAAGAGUGCCCUAUGGCUUUCAUGGGACUUUUAUCACUUCAUAUGACCUGCAAAAUCAAGUAUGACAUAUCUCCCUAGUAUCCUGUUAGUUCUUGGGCGAUAGAUUAUGGACCGAAUCUCGACAAUGAAAGAUAUACCAAAUGGCAAAUUAUAACAUAGACCAACGUUUACCUUGUAUUAUAGACUCUGGUCCAAAAAUAACGUUUAGGUUCUAUAUAUGUAUAUGUAAUUAACACAUUAUAUAUCUCGAGUUUACAGUUUUUGUACUUGUAACUAUCAUAUUAUGUGUCAGUAAUUAUCAAAUUAUUUGUUUACA